CGGUGUGGCUGCAUCGCAGGGAACCCGGGCUGGAGGUUCGGGAAGGCAGGAAGGAGGUUCGGCAGGGGCUGGAGGGGUGCCGAGCCAAGCAGCAGCAGAAGGGGCGGCAGCAGGGGCGGAUACAGGUGUGGAUAGGGGCGAAGCAGGAGGGGCAGGUGGCACGGAUACUGCCAUGGGGGAUGCUGGUGGGGAGGGAGGGAGAGUAACGGCUGCUGGAGGCAGAGAGGCAGGAACAGACGCCCCGAGCGAAAGGGUGCAAGGGGAGGAUCGAGAGGGGAGGCAGGAGGGGAGCCAGGAUGGAGGAGAGGAGGCGGGAGCAGCAGGGGCGGGAGGGAGAAGGGCGAUGGAGCAGGACGAGAGGCAUGGGGGGGAGGAGGAGGAGGAGGGAGGGGGCAUGGCGCAUGAGGCAGAGGCGAUCAUGAGGAGGGUGGAGGGCGGGGGGGGCAUGAGAGGGCCCAUGCAGAUUAGGUUUCAGAUCAGAGAUUUUGAUGGGAUGGGGGAGGAUGGGGAGGAUGGGGAGGAGGAUGAGGAUGGGGAUAUGGAGGGAGAGGAGGACGGCGAGGAGGAUGAGGAUGAGGAUGAGGAUGAGGAGGAGGACGGGGAGGAGGAUGAGGAGGAGGAGGAGGGGAUGGAGGAGGGGAUGGAGGAGGAGGACGAGGAUAUAGAGGAGGAAGAGGAAGACGAGGAGGAUGAUGAGGAGGAGGAUGAGGACGAGGAGCAUGGGCAUGGGCUUGGAGGGGAGGACAACGGGCAUCUGCCCCCAGACGUGCUGGGGGAUGACUUGGACGAGCACGAGGCGGCAGCAGCACGCGCCAUGCGGCAUGACUUGGAGCGUGAGUUGGCCGAGGAAGAGGAGGAGGAGGACGAGGAGGGGGAUGAGGAUGACGACAUGGACGAGGACGAGGAGGACCCAGACGACGAGGACCUAGAGGACUGGGAGGACGGGGCGCGGUUCAUCGAGGUGAGGUGGCGUGACGACGUUACAGGAGCCAACCAUGUGCACUUGCUCACAGGGGGGGCUGAUGUGGCUGGGCUAAUGGACCUGCCAGGGUUUAUGCAGAGGGAUGUGUUGAGCGACCCCCUGUAUGCCGACAUGAAUGAGCCGGUGUGGGGGUGGGGCCGGCACCUGGCAAGUCACCAGCGCAGAGCGGCAGUGAGAAGCACGCUGCAGAGCCAGCAGCAGCUGUUGCAGCAGCAGGGGCAGGGGCAGGGGCAGGGGCAACUAGCGCGGACAGGCGCGGGCCCGCUGCACAUGCACCCUCUCUUGGCCCGCCCAUUCGCCCCUGGUGCGGCACCAGACCCAGCGUCUGCUUCCGCAUCCGCGUCUGCUCAUGCAGCGGCGGCGCCUGGGUCGCACCUGUUAAACCUGCUGGCAGGGAUGCGGGGCAUGGUGGGGGGCGCAGGGGGGCCAGGCGGCGGGAUGGAGCUAGACGCGGCUUUUGCCAGGGAGGUGGCGUCGCUCAUGAUGGCAUAUGAGAACCCGCUUCUGGAGGACAUGCUGCAAGCCAGGGGGCUGCUAGAUCCCAGAGCCAUGGGCGGCUUGGGAAUGGGCGGCAUGGGUGGCAUGGGGGUGGGGCAUCCGUCAGCAGUGGAGUUUGACCCAGGGAGAGCGAGGGCGAUGGGGGUGAGUGGGCUGGGCCCCGUGGUGGGGGGCGCGGCGGGGCGAGGGGAGUUUGGACGGGCGAAUCGGUGGACGGAUGAUGGGUUACCGCAGCCGGCAGGCACGGGCGCUGCUGUUGCCCAGGCGCUGGAGAGUGCCUUCCUGCGGUCCAUGCAGGGGGGGCGAGACGCAGGGCGAGGGGGCGGGAGAGAGGGAGGAGAAACAGGGGCGCGGGGAGGUGGAAGUGGGGGGCGGAAUGGGGAGAGGCAGCAGGGGAGGGCGGUAGGAGGAGGAGGAGGGGAACAACAGCGACAGGGGGAGAGGCAGGAGCAGCAGCAGAUGGAGCAGCAGGGGGAGCUGGAGAGGGAGGCGAGGCAGGAAGGCAGUGGAGGGGCCACAGGGGCAGGAGGGAGUGGGGGAGGUGCAGGUGCAGCAGAGGGUGGGGCGGGAGGAGCAGCAGGAGAAGCCGCAGCAACUGCAGGAGCAGAAGCAGCAGGAGCAGCAGGAGCAGGAGAAGCAACAGGAGAGCAGGCAGGUGCAGACAGCGUUCAAAUUGGCACUGGGGCAGAAGCACAAGCACACGUGGAAACAGAAAUAGAAGCAGAAGCCACAGAGGCCGAAGCAGGUCGGGAUGGACGGGGGGAGGGGGGAGAAGAGGGCCGGGCAGCAGGAGAUGUGCAGAUGGGCGAGAGAGGGAGUGAGAGGGAGAGGGAGGUGGAAGCAGAAGUGGAAGUGGCGAGUCAGGGCAGCGGGGGAAGUGGGUUCACGGCAGGUGAGAGCCUGCGGAGUCUCGAGGUUGAGGUAGGUAGCAUCGACGGCCAUGAUGACAUGCUGCUGCUCGGUGCCACUGCUGGUGCUGCUCCUGCUGCAGCCGCCGCCUCCGCCGCUGCUGCUGCUACAGCUGUGGCUGUUCCUGCAGCUGUAGCGGCUACAGCAGCUGCUCCAACUGUGCCGGGCUUAGAUGGAGAGGUGGCGCCGGCUGCAGCAGCUGGUGCAGAACAGGAGGGCACAGCACCACAAGUACCAGCAGUUGAAGCAGCAGUAACAGCUGAAGUUACGGGAGGAGGUGCAGCAUUAGAUGCAGUGGAGAUGACAGGCAUGGAAGUGGGAGGGGCUCGGGAGGAGCAGGUCACAGCUGGUGAGGGGGUGCCAGCGCUCUCCCCUGCUGCUGCUGCUGGUGAAGAUGCAGCAGCAGCAGCAGCAGCAGCAGCAGGUGGAGCUGCAGCAGUGACUGAAGGCGAAGGUGAGGAGCCUUCUGCCCCUGCUGCCGGCACGGCCUCCGGUCCUGCUGCCACCGCUGCCUCUGCUCCCACUGCCCCGGCCCCCACUGCUGACGCUGCACCUGCCGCUCCUGUCUCAGCCGCAGCUGAUGCUUCAGGUGGAGCUUCAGGUGGGGCUUCAGGUGCGCCAGGUGCUUCAGGUGGUGCUGCAGCAGAGGAAGAGGACUUGCCUGAGAUUGAUCCUACGUUCCUGGAGGCUCUACCAGAGGAUCUGAGGGCGGAGGUGCUGGCGUCCUUCCAGGUGGAGCGGGCUGCCAGGCAGGCCCGGCAGAGACGCGCGCAGCAGCAAGCAGCGCAGUCGCAGGGACAGGCGCAGGGGGGGCAAGGUGCUGCGGGGGGUGCAGGAGCAGGGGGGGCAGCGGGAGCAGGACCAGCAGGAGGUGCAGGGGGGACAGGCGGAGCAGGGGGAGCGGGGGGGGCAGGGGGAGCAGGGGGGAUGGCAGCAGGGGAGGGGUUGGGAGGGGAGGACGCAGGGGAGUUGGACCCGGAGUUCUUGGCGGCGCUGCCGCCGGACAUCCAGGCGGAGGUGCUGGCGCAGCAGCGGGCGCAGCGCAUGAUGGCCGCUGCGGCUGCUGCGGGCACGGAUGGGCACCCCGUGGACAUGGACAGCGCGUCUAUCAUCGCCACCUUCCCUGCCGAGCUCAGAGCAGAGGUCCUCCUGACCUCAUCCGAAGCAGUGCUAGCGUCCCUUCCCCCCGCUCUCCUGGCCGAAGCUCAGCUAUUGAGAGAGCGGGCAAUGCAGCAGUACAGUGCGCGGCACCAGCAGCACCACCACCCCGCGCACCCCCACCACCACCCUGCCAUGUUCGGAGGGCCCAUCCGCCGCUCCCCCGCUGUCGCGAGCGGCACCACCGCCCACCGCCGCCCCCCGCAUCCUUUUGCAGUCGCUGGGGGGGAGGGAGGGGUGGGAGAGGGGUUUAGAGGGUUUAAUGGGGUGGGGGCGGGGAGGAGGGAGAGGGAGGGGGCGGGGGCAGCGGCAGGGGCGGGGGGAGGGAGACGGAGUGGGGAGGGGGGGGAGGAGGAGAAGGCGCCUGUGGUGGAUGAGAGGGCGCUCAAGGCGCUCAUUCGGCUGCUACGCAUCUCACAGCCCCUGCAGAAGGCGCUGCUGCCUCGCCUGCUGGCCAACCUCGCCUCGCACCCCGCCACACGCGCAGCCCUCGUGCGCAUCCUUCUGGACCUGCUGCGACCCGACGCCGAUCCAACGGACCAGCACCCAACGGGACAGCAUCCAACGGACCAGAUUGCUGCGGUCGCAGGGGGCGCUGCCUCUGACGCUCAGCCUGCAGCAGACGGCGCCCCGCCUCACCAGCUGUACUGCUGCCAAUCCAGCGUGGUCUACGCGCGGCCCCAGCGGCCUAACAGCAUCCCUCCCCUUGUGUCCCGCCGCGUGCUCGAGCUUCUAGUCUACCUCUCCCGCCAUUCCCUCGCUGCCACACGCCUGCUGCUGCUCUUCCCUGAGGCGCUCACUCCCACGGCGCAGCAGCAGAGGGAGAGGGAGGAGAGGGAGAAAGAGCGGGAGAAGGAGCGGGAGCAGCGGAAGGGCAAAGCUAAGAUCACUGAAGUACCAGAAGAGGCAGCAGGAGGGGCGGCAGCAGCAGGGGAUAUGGUAGAGGUGGGAGUUGUGAGCAGAGGAGCGAAGGAUGAGAGAAGAGAGGGAAGGGAAGGGGAGGAGGAGGAGGGGGAGGUGGAGGAAGGGGAGGUGCCGUUUGUGCUGAUGCUGCACUUGUUGAGGCAGCCUCUCUACCUGCGCAGCUCGCCCCACUUGGAGCAGCUGCUGGGACUCAUGGAGGUGGUAGCGCGGGCAGCAGCAGAGGAGGCUCUUUCUGCCGCUGCCACUGCCGCUGACACGGCUAGGGCUACCGCUGCCACUGCUGCUGCUGCUGCUAGACUUGAGGGGCAACUAGCAGGAGAAACGCCGGCAGCAAGUGCGCCAGAGGCAGCUGCACCUGCUGCUGCUACAGCAACUACAGCAGCAGCAGCAGGGUCAGGAUUGACAGGAGGAGCUGACGCAGGUGCUGCCACACCUGCUACCGAGGCAACAGCUGCGGCUGCAGGCCCUGCCGAGGCAGCGGCGGAGGCUCGGAUGGAGAGCGAUUCAGGUCUGGGGGCUGCCGAGGCUGAACCUGCAAGCAGAGACGUGGAGAUGGGAGAGGGGGAGAGAGAAGAGGGAGGGGAGGGAGGAAGGGAAGGGGAGGGGCAGACAGGACAGGAGGGGCAGGAGGAGGAGAGACAGGAGGUAGGAGAUGCCCAGGAAGGUGCCCCAGCAGCUGUUGAACAGACUGCAGCAGCAGAAACAGCUGAUGCUGCCCCUGCUCCUGCUGCUCCUGCUUUUCCUCCUGCUGCUGCGCCUGGUGGAACAGAAAUCGCCACUGCUCCAUCGAGUGACUUCAUUCCCCCCCCGGCUUCCGCUCUCGCCCCCCCUCCCACGGCCGCCACUCAACCCCCUCCUCCCCCAGUGCCCUUCCCAGUGGCUGUCUUCCUCCAAAUCCCCUCUCCUGACCUCCGCAUUCUCUCCCAGCUCCUCGCCCACGAGGGCCUCUCCGACGCCUCCUACUCGCAAACUGUCUCCGUGCUGCGCCUCGUCACCUCUGUGGUCCCUAGGCACCGCGAACUGUUCAUUGCUGACCUGGCAGAGGCGGCGCGUCAGCUCAGCACGCCGGCCACGCGGGAGCUGCUGGAAGUGGUGGAGGGGGCGGAUGGGGGGGAGGGUGAAGGAGAGGAGGGAGAGGUGGCAGCAGCAGCAGCAGCAGCAGCAGCAGCUGAGAGUGGGAGAGAGACUAUGGAGGGGCAGGAAGCAGAAGCAACAACAGCAGCAGCAGCAGUAGCACCAACAACUGAAACACCAGCAGCAGCACCAGCAGCACUAGCGGUUGUGGCUGGCAAGCCAUGGGGCUUAACCAGAGCAGGAGCCGCCACUCUCCGCGUUCUCAAAACCCUCACCUCGCUCCUCUCACAGCCAGCCUCCUCCCUCCCUCCCGCCUGGGACCGUGAAUCUUCCUCAGCACCAGCAACAGAGGCGGAGUGCCAGGCCGUGGUUGCCCACCUUGUCACAUCGCUACACCCCCUCUGGCAGGUGCUAUCUGAAUGCUGUGCCAAGCUGGAGGCUCGGUACAAGAACCACCCUGCCCUGUCCGCCUCCUCUGCCUCGGCCGGGCCUGCAGGUUCGGCGGUGGAUGGCGCAGGAGGUGUGGGGGGAGGGGCAGCAGGAGGGGCGGUGCCGCCGCUGCCGUCAGCAGCGCAGCAGCUGCUGCCAUUUGUGGAGUCGUUCUUUGUGCUGUGUGACAAGACCAGUGGCAAGGGGAAGGGGGUGGCUGCUGGGGGGGCUCCUGCUGCUGAUGCAUCUCCGGCUGCUGCUGAUGCUGCUGCUGGGCCCGCUGCUGCUGCUGCUCCUGGCACCAGUGCAGUGUCAGCAGCAGCACUAGCAACACCAGUACCAGCAGCACUAGCAACACCAGUACCAGCAGCAGAGGUUGUUGCCCAACCAAGCUCAAGCCAAGCCGUCACUCCAUCCGUGUCAGUCGAACCCCUCCCCACUGCUGCCACCACCACCACAGCCAUCACAACACCAGCACUAGCAGCAGGCAUCCCCUCCUCCUCCUCCACCCCCUCCCCCUCCUCCCCUUCCUCCGCUCUCCUGCGCUUCACAGAGCGGCACCGCCGCCUGCUCAACGCUUUUGUGCGCGGCAACCCUGGCCUGUUAGAGCGCUCCUUCGCCCUGCUGCUCAAGUCGCCCUGGCUGCUGGACUUUGACAACAAGCGCGCCUACUUCCGGUCCAGGAUGCGGCACCUGCAUGAGCAGCCGCACUACGGCACGCUCAGGAUCACAGUCAGACGGCCGUACAUCCUGGAAGACUCGUACAACCAGCUGCGCAUGCGCACAGCAGAGGAGCUGCGAGGCCGGCUGAAUGUGCACUUCCAAGGCGAGGAGGGCAUCGAUGCGGGCGGUCUCACGAGGGAGUGGUACCAGCAGCUGUCGCGCGUGGUGUUUGACAAGGGCGCGCUGCUCUUCACCACUGUGGGCAACGACACUUCCUUCCAGCCCAACCCCAACUCCGUGCUGCAGCCGGGGCACCUCUCCUACUUCAAGUUUGUUGGCCGAGUGGUGGCCAAGGCCCUGUACGAUGGUCAACUGCUAGACGUGCAUUUCACGCGCUCCUUCUACAAGCACAUCUUGGGCGUGAAGGUCACUUUCCACGACAUAGAGGCCAUCGACCCCGACUACUACAAGAACCUGCAGUGGAUGCUCGAGAACGACAUCUCAGACAUUCUGGACCUCACGUUCAGCAUGGACGCGGAUGAGGAGAAGCGCAUUCUGUACGAGCGCACUGAGGUGACAGACCAUGAGCUCAUCCCAGGAGGCCGCAACAUCCGGGUGACGGAGGAGAACAAGCACGAGUAUGUGGACGCCGUGGCCGAUUACCGCAUGACAGCCGCCAUCCGGCCGCAGAUAGCCGCCUUCAUGGAGGGGUUCAACGAGCUCAUUCCCAAGGACCUGGUCGCCAUGUUCAACGACAAGGAGCUGGAGCUGCUGAUAUCCGGCCUGCCUGAGAUCGACAUCGACGACCUGCGCAGCAACACGGACUACACGGGGUACACGGCGGGGUCCCCCCAGGUGCAGUGGUUCUGGGACGUGGUGGCGCACCUCUCCAAGGAGGACAGAGCAAGGCUGCUGCAGUUUGUAACGGGCACAUCUAAGGUUCCUUUGGAGGGCUUUAAGGCGCUGCAGGGCCUGUCCGGGCAGCAGCGGUUCCAGAUCCACAAGGCGUAUGGCGACAACAAGAGGCUGCCCUCUGCCCACACAUGCUUCAACCAAUUGGAUUUACCUGAGUACGGGUCCAAGGAACAGCUGCGGGAUCGGCUUCUCUUGGCCAUUCACGAAGCCAGUGAGGGCUUCGGCUUCGGUUGAUGUAGCCCCCGGUGGAUGGAUUUGUUAAAGUCGUCUCACCACUGUACGCCAUUGUGCGCGUAUGGAUGUACAUUGCAAUGAUAGCAUUGGUGACACUGCUUGCAUGGUAGUGCUGAGUACUUUCAUGAUAAAUUGUUUUGUGAUUCUUGCAGCUGAUUGUAAGUAUUUUUCCGUAGUUUUGUGAGAUCAUGCAGAUUG
Molecule: messenger RNA, 7984 nt
Organism: Closterium sp. NIES-67
Lineage: Eukaryota; Viridiplantae; Streptophyta; Zygnematophyceae; Desmidiales; Closteriaceae
Source: the annotation of a GenBank genome assembly